AAAAGUCCUUCAUUAAAUAUUUCAUUGGAAAGUAAUUCUAGCGUAGAUAAUGAGAAUGUCACAGCAAUUAAGAAACCUAAAAAAAAGAAAAAGCACAAUAAAAAUUUAAAUUCGAUAGAAUUAAGUACAAAUAAUGAUAUGGAAAUUAUAUCAUUUGAAAAUACUUGUGAAAAAGACAAAGAAAAAGAAAUUGAUUCUUAUUUUUCAAAAAAUAUAAGCCAAAAAAGAAAGUAUGAAAUAAGUGCUAUGGCAGAUAUUGAGAAUAUUCCAACAAAAAAACCUAAAAAAAAGAAAAAGCCCGAUAAAUGCUUAAAUACCAUUUAUGACACAGGAGAUAUAAUAUUUGAAGAAUUAAGUGAACAAAAUAUUAAUGAUUUUGAGUCUGAAGAAAAUUUAAACCAAGUAAUUAAAUCUGAAAUAAAUACUUCAUCAGAUAUUUCAUUGGGAAAAAAUUGUAGUGUGGAUAAUGAGAAUGUUCAAACUAAAACACCCAAAAAGAAGAAAAAAUACAACAAAAGUUUAAAUUCAUUAGAAUUUAGUAGCAAUAAUAAUAUAGAAGAAAUCAAUACAAUCAAAAGAACAAACCUGAAUUCUAAUGAAAAUAUUUUAAUUAGUGAUAAUAAUUAUGGCAAGCCAAUGAAUGAAAAUAAUAUGCCAGUGGUUUCAGAAAAUUUUAAUACUUCAUCUGUUCUUAAAAUUUCUCAAAAUCAAUGUAAAUUUAAGACUUUGCUAAAUUCCAUGGAGACCCAUGAUUUUGAAGACCAGUCUACUAAAAUUGAAACCAAAUUUAAUUUAAUGAAAUAUCUAAAAAACAAAAAUCCUUCAUUAAGAGAUCAUCCUAAAUUUAAACAAAUAAAAGAAACAUUGUCUAAAAAACUCAAGAAAAUUAUUAAUAAAAACUAUGAAAUCACAGGGUCUGACAUUGUAUUGCUAAAAACAGUAGGAAGCAUUAUUUUGGAAAAAAUUGUUGAAAAAAUUGAUUCUGCACAGGGUCUGAAUGGUUUAAUAAUUACAUUACCACCUGAAUGUAAAAACAAUAAAAUUCAUUUUAUUGAAACUUCUUUAAGUAGACCUCCGAAUAAAGAAAAAAUUAAUAUUAUAAAAAAACUCAAUCCUCAGGUAAAAAUAAGAGUAUUUAAUGCAGAUGAAGAUGAUAUGAUUCGUAAAUAUUGGUCAAAAUUUCAAAAGGAAUACAACAUUUCAAAUGUUCUACCAUUCUUAGCUGUUGAUGGGUUUGAAAUGGCUUUAAAUAAUAUACAAAGGUUCCAAUUUUUUCGUUAUAUAUCGGCAGGACUUCCUAAUCGAUUAUUAAAUUCAGUUUGUAAUAGAUUUAAUAAUCUGUACAUCAAACGUCGAGAUAAAACAUGUUUUAGUGAAGAAGAAGAUCAAUUAAUUAUGAAAGUAGAAGAAUGUCGUGCAAUUCAAAACAAAUUUUGUGUAUUAAGUUUAAUUCUAAAUAGAUCUAAAUUACAACUUUAUAGAAGACAUGAUGUUUUAAAAAAUCAAUAUAAAAAAUGUAAUAAAAUUAUUUGGGAUGAUGAAAAGCGUCAAGAACUAUUUACAAAUAUUCUAAUAGAAACAAAUACAGAUAACUGGAGAGACUUAAAAAAUCUGACAUUAAAAAAAAAAACAUUAAUUAAAAUUGCAGAAAACCUUGGCAAAGAUGUAACUUAUUCAAAAGUUAGAUUUCAAUGGAACUGUUUAUAUACCAUGUUAUUUUGUGAAAAGCCUAUUAAAAUGUCAACACUAAGAUUAAAUAUAUUAGAGUUAUUACUGCAACAAAAUCAUAAGUAUUUUGCCGAUGUAAAUUGGAUAGAAAUAACCAAUCAAUUAUAUCCAGGUGCAAAUAGUAAUAUUAUUUUUAGACUUUUUCGUCAGUGGUUUAUUAGAAUAGUUCCAUCACAAUUAAAAAAUAAUAUUAAAGAUACUUUGUUUUACUUAAAAGUGCAUUAUGAAGAUAAAUUAAAAAAAGAAAUUCAAGAAAAUGACGAAAGAGAAUUUCCUAGGCUUACAGUUCAAGAUUACGACUUAUUAGUUCCUAAGGAAUAAAAAAUAUUUUUUUAAUUUAGA
Messenger RNA from Melanaphis sacchari, 2070 nucleotides. RefSeq lists its product as uncharacterized. Gene Ontology annotation, molecular function: DNA-binding transcription factor activity, RNA polymerase II-specific; RNA polymerase II cis-regulatory region sequence-specific DNA binding. The annotation marks the transcript as partial. Gene Ontology annotation, cellular component: nucleus. NCBI's taxonomy places the organism in Eukaryota, Metazoa, Arthropoda, Insecta, Hemiptera, Aphididae. The transcript has 7 exons. Gene Ontology annotation, biological process: regulation of transcription by RNA polymerase II. The record is from RefSeq and is a predicted model, not a curated record.